CUCUCUCUCUUUCUCUCUCACAGUCUCAAUAUUCAGUCAUUCCAGAACAAGAAACAACGAAGGAAUUAACUGAAACUCAUACCUGUUACCAUUAAUCCUCUCUCUCUCUCUCUCUCCAAUGGCUGCAGAGGAUGUUUGUGAAAAAGGAAUGUUGUGGUUACCUUCUCAUGUCCUAGACGAGAUUUGUGACACAAAGACAAAGGUGAAUAUGAGUCAACCACAACAACAACACAAACAUUAUCAUCAUCAUCAUCAUAAAUCACCCAAAGAGUCACUUCCACUUCCACUUCCACAGCAUUUUAAAUCUAGAUCAAGACCACAUCAAAGACAGAAAAAUGGCCCUAUUUGGGCAUCUGGAGGACCUGGAAUGCAAGCUAUUUUCCUUGAGUCAGGCAGAAGAUCAGGUGGUACGGGAGUUUUUCUUCCACAAAGAGCAAAGACCAAUUUCCAACCAAAUAAGAAGCCAGCCUGCUCUCUGAUUCUCCUCCCUUCUCGAGUGGUUCAAGCUCUCAACCUCAACGUCCAUGCAUUAGGAUUGCCUGUAUCACCUCAAGAAGAUGACAAAACUAAAGGUAGAGAUUGCAAUUCAAACAUAAAUAAGAACGACAAGGACUUACAAGCUCAAUGUUGUGCAAGCGUUAUUUCCCAUAAUCAAAGUUCUUCACCAGAGAUAUUUCUUCCAAAGGAAUGGACAUACUAGCUCAAAGUGGACCAACUAGUUAUAUUGUACCAAAAACUCAUAAAGCUAAAGCUAGGCAUAAGCUCUUGUUUUAUUUCUGUGUGGUUAAUUGUAUCAAGUAAUGCAAAAUAAAAUAAU
Molecule: messenger RNA, 817 nt
Organism: Quercus robur (English oak)
Lineage: Eukaryota; Viridiplantae; Streptophyta; Magnoliopsida; Fagales; Fagaceae
Exons: 5
Coding region: 119-700 (193 amino acids)
Source: RefSeq, a predicted model, not a curated record